UGGCCGCUGCGAGCUCCCUCACUUGACUCUCGCCCUCCGGCCGGGAAGCAUGGAGUCAGCCGCGUUCGUCUGCGCCUUCCUGCUCGCCGCCUGCUGCUGUUGUCGCCGCGCCGCGGGUGUGCCGGGAGAGGCAGAACAGCCUGUGCCGGAGCUGGUGGAGGUGGAAGUGGGCAGCACGGCCCUUCUGAAGUGCGGCUCCUCUCACUCCCCAGGCAACUCCAGCCAUGUGGACUGGUUCUCUGUCCACAAGGAAAAGCCAACACUCAUCUUCCGCGUGCACCAGGGCCAGGGCCAGAGCGAACCUGGGGAGUACCAGCACCGGCUCAGUUUGCAGGGCCGGGGGGCCACCCUGGCCCUGGCCCACGUCACCCCCCAUGAUGAGCGCAUCUUCCUGUGCCGGGGCAAGCGUCCUCGGACUCAGGAGCACCGAAUCCAGCUCCAAGUCUACAAAGCUCCCGAGGAGCCCAGUAUCCAGGUCAAUGCCGUGGGCAUCUCGGUGAACAGUCAGGAGCCAGAGGAGGUUGCCACCUGCGUGGGGCGGAACGGGUACCCAGUCCCUCAAGUCACCUGGUACAAGAACGGCCUGCCCCUGAAGGAGAAGAAGAACCGGGUGCACAUUCAGUCGUCCCAGAUCGUGGAGUCGAGUGGUUUGUACACCUUACAGAGCGUUCUGAAGGCACAGCUGGUUAAGGAAGACAAAGAUGCCCAGUUCUACUGUGAGCUCAGCUACCGGCUGCCCAGUGGGAACCACAUGAAGGAAUCUAGAGAAGUGACAGUGCCUGUUUUCUACCCGGCAGAAAAAGUGUGGUUGGAAGUGGCGCCUGUGGGAAUGGUGAAGGAAGGGGACCGUGUGGAAAUCAGGUGUUUGGCAGAUGGCAACCCCCCACCGCACUUCAGCAUCAGCAAGCAGAACCCCAGAACCGGGGAGAUGGAGGAAGAGAACACCAACGACAACGGGAUCCUGGUCUUGGAGCCCGCCCAGAAGGAGCACAGUGGGCUCUACGAGUGUCAGGGCCUGGACUUGGACACCAUGCAGUCGCUGAGUGAAAAGCAAGAGCUGCUGGUGAACUAUGUGUCUGAUGUCCAGGUGAGUCCUGCCAAACCCAUGAGCCACGAAGGCAGCAGCCUCACUCUGACGUGUGCAGCAGAGAGUAACCAGGCCCUUGAGUUCCAGUGGCUGAGAGAAGAGACAGGCGAGGUGCUGGGACAGGGGCCCAUGCUACAGUUACACCACCUGAAACGGGAGGCCGGGGGCGGCUACCUCUGCCUGGCCUCUGUGCCCAGUGUACCCGGCCUGAACCGCACACAGCUGGUCAACGUGGCUGUUUAUGGGUCCCCGUGGAUGGCUUCAAAGGAGAGGAAGCUGAGGGUGAGAGAGAAUGAGGUGGUGAGCCUGUCAUGUGAAGCCUCAGGCCAUCCUCGGCCCACCAUCUCCUGGAGUGUCAACAGCACGGCCCAGGAACAAGACAAAGGCCCGCAGAGUGUCCUCAGCAUCCUGAAUGUCCUUGUGACGCCAGAGCUGUUGGAGACUGGCGCCGAAUGCGUGGCCUCCAAUUCCCUGGGCAGAAACACCACCGUCAUCUUCCUGGAGCUGGUCAAUUUAACUACCCUCCCACCCGACUCCAACACCACCGCCGACCUCAGCACCUCCACACACCUCCGUACCUCCACUGUCAGUCCCCAUGCCAGAGCCAACAGCACCUCCACGGAGAAGAAGCUGUCGGAGCAGGAGAGCAAGGGUGUGGUCAUCGUGGCCGUGAUUGUGUGCAUCCUGGUCCUGGCUGUGCUGGGUGCUGUCCUCUAUUUCCUCUACAAGAAGGGCAAGCUGCCUUGUGGGCGGUCGGGCAAACAGGAGAUCACACUGCCCCCGUCGCGUAAGAGCGAAAUUGUAGUUGAAGUUAAGUCAGAUAAGCUCCCAGAAGAGAUGGGCCUCCUACAGGGCAGCAACGGUGACAAGAGGGCUCCAGGAGACCAGGGAGAGAAGUACAUCGAUCUAAGGCAUUAGCCCACUGACGCACACGGCGCUCCCUUUCCUGCCUGGGACAGUUCCUGCUCCCUGCUUGUUCUUCUUUCCAGCUCUCAGGAUGGUGGCCACAGCCUGUAAAGUGAACUACCGAGAAGACCCUACUCCAGCUCACCUGCAGACCCAUUUCAGGGGUCAAAUGGGCUAGGACCAGAACCAUCCUGAGAAGGAGCUCACUUGGCCCUGGAGGCCCCAUCUUUAGGGACCAGUCCAUCACUGACUGUAUCAAUUUGUUGACUGUGGCUCAUCCCAAGGAGGGGGACCUCAGCUUCUCAGUGGUGGGAGGAGAGUUCCUUGCAGAAUGCGUUUUCUCUUUACGCGUGUUAUGGAUGGAAAAAUACCUGUUUUCUAGCAGCAGCUGAAUUAGGUAGCCUGCCAUUCUCAGCUGGUUUCCGGCCCCAAGGGCUGGCUUCAGUAAUUCAGUUGAAUCCCUGAAGUCAGGAUGCACUUGUCCCUUAGCCCUAGUGCCUAGGUUCCCAUUCACUGCUGAACUGUGACUCGGGACAGUAUCCCCACAUUAUCUAGAAGUAGCCGCGGUGUUCUUGCUGCCACCUUCCUGCCUGCCUCUGUGGGGCCCCUUUUUUGAUGCUCCUUUUCCUGGGCAAAAGCCAGGGGCUUUUGUUCUUUAAAAGGCACGCCAAGUAUAUCCCACUGUCCCUUGCAGUGAGGCAGCUGGGCACUGCUGAAUUUUCUAGAGUUAAGAUGAUUGAGCCUGAGCCCCCUGCAUUCAUUUGGCUCCCACUGCUCUCUUAAGGGCUGAUCUAAGACUAUGAAAGGUGAGGGAAGGCAACAAAGGUGAGGCCCAGACUGUCCUUUAUGGGUUAGCUCAGAUUUCUACAAGGUGGGCUAAUGGGCCCAGACCCUAGAAGGGCCCAAUGGGAGAAAGGUACUUACGGAUGAAAACCAGGGGCCUGGUUAGAGCUUUAGGGUGUGUGUGUGUGUGUACAUAUAUACAUAUAUAUAUAUAUGGUUUUGUUAGGUUGUGUGUAAAUUUGCAAAUUGUUUCCUUUAUAUAUAUAUAUAUGUGUGAAAAAUAAAGCUUAAUUGUCCCAGAAA
This is a messenger RNA of Choloepus didactylus (southern two-toed sloth), 3079 nucleotides long. It is a transcript of the gene MCAM, whose product is annotated as melanoma cell adhesion molecule. NCBI's taxonomy places the organism in Eukaryota, Metazoa, Chordata, Mammalia, Pilosa, Megalonychidae. The record is from RefSeq and is a predicted model, not a curated record. Bases 50 to 2005 code for a protein of 651 amino acids. The transcript is spliced from 16 exons. Gene Ontology annotation, cellular component: plasma membrane. Gene Ontology annotation, biological process: angiogenesis.